Messenger RNA from Vespa crabro (European hornet), 1182 nucleotides. Its product is annotated as RNA transcription, translation and transport factor protein. Gene Ontology annotation, molecular function: RNA binding. Gene Ontology annotation, biological process: tRNA splicing, via endonucleolytic cleavage and ligation. Gene Ontology annotation, cellular component: tRNA-splicing ligase complex. The transcript has 4 exons. The record is from RefSeq and is a predicted model, not a curated record. Bases 111 to 854 code for a protein of 247 amino acids. NCBI's taxonomy places the organism in Eukaryota, Metazoa, Arthropoda, Insecta, Hymenoptera, Vespidae.
UAUGUUAUUAAUAAAAAAGAACUGACGUGAAACACUGCCGGUUAUAGAUACAGUUUCUUUAAUUUUACGAUUAUACUAUUGAUAAUUAAUCUUAUUUUUGAAAGACUACUAUGUUUAAUCGUAAAUUAAAAGCUCUAGGAUAUUUGGAAUGGGAUAAAGUCAAUGGAAACAAUAUCGAACAUUUUCGUAAGGUUGUCAUAUGGUUGGAAGAUCAAAAAAUUAGACUUUAUACAAUUGAAAAACGCAAUGAUUUACGAAAUAUUAAAUCUGAUAAAUGGCCAGAAGUCUUCCAAAAAUAUUGUAAGGAUAUAAAUUGUCCAGUAACAACUAAUCCUCUUGAUCAGCUGGAAUGGCUCAUAGGACGCGCUAUCAAUUUAGAAUACGCAGAUGAUUGUAAAAAAUACCAAGAAAUUACUGGAAAUAAGAAAAAUAGACAAGAAUCUAUAAUACCGAGUCUAAAAUCAUCAAAUCCAUUAGAUAAUUUAGAUUUUUACAGCAAUGAAUUUAAAAAUGGUGUCAAUGCUAUAGCCAAACUCUUAAAUAUUCCAAAACAUUCUAGUCAUCUUACUACGCUUGAAGCUUGUAGCAAACUUGUAUGUAAUCGAUUAAAUGCAGCAGCAAUUGCAAAUCCUAAUACUAUUAUUGUAAAAGGCAAGCCAUUUCCAAUAAUGGAUACUAAAUCUGGUAUCAGUUUAGGCGAUGUGGUUCUAGAUAAUGCUGCAAAAGGUUUAACAUUGUUAUACAUUCAUGAUUUGAGGAAUCUGCAAACAAAAAUUAAUGAACUGAUUGUUUCUGUACAAAAUGUUACAGCUAAUCCUAAAACUGAUACUAAAUUAGGAAAAGUUGGAAAAUAAGGUGCAUUAUAUGUAAAUUUUCUUAUAUAAUGUACACAAUAUCGAUCUAUUUAUACCUAAUAGACUGUAAUAUCUAAUAUACGCUUUAUUAAUGUGAUUAAUAACACGUUAUGAAAUCAAUUCGUUAUAGAUAUUAAUGAGUAUAUGAGUUGUAUACAUUAUAGGCUUUUCUAGAAUGAUAUAUUCUGAAAAAUAUUAUGUAGUGUAUAUCUUGUUUAGUACGACGUGAAUAUACAAUUGAGUAGUAAUUAUUUAAUUAAACUCUAAAUAUAUAUUUACAAAAAGUCUUUUAUUAUUGAUAUUGUAUUUAAAUAAAGAAUACUACUUG